AUGAAUUUUCUAGUUUUUAUAUUGGUGGUGUUUUGGGCGCCGCCAAUUCGAUCAGUUUUGGAUGCAGCCUGGUGGUGAGUUUUUUGAAAAGUGGAAUUUUUUAAAAAAAUUUAUGGACAGUGAACUUUUUCGGAAAAAAAUUCUGCCAAGGUUUGGAAAAAUGACUUCCCGUGUUUCAUUAGAAGAAACCCUUAUAUGUAGUCUCAAAAUACGAGUUUAGUGAUCAUUAAAGAUUCACUCAAAACCUCUGAUAGGUAUUCUCGUUCAACUUCCACCUCUCUAUCUAAAACUAUUCAAUUCCAGGUCAUCGGUAGCCCAACUCUCGACUUCUCUUGCUGGUCACAGUGCUCCUCGACCUGUCUGCAAACAACUACAAGGUCUAUCCCCAGGUCAAGCUCAAGUCUGUGAAUUAUUCAAAGAUCACAUGCCUGCUGUAUCCGCUGGUGCUCACAAUGCCAUUCAAGAAUGUCAAAAACAAUUCAACGGUCAUCGAUGGAAUUGUUCAACACAUUAUGGAAGUGGACAUCUUGGACCAAUUCAUAAGUUUGCAACACGAGAAGCUGCAUUUACUUAUGCCAUAUUAUCAGCUGGUGUGACACAUGAAAUCGGAAGACGAUGUAAACAAGGACAAUUGACAUCUUGUGGUUGUUCGGAUGAACAGAAACCGAAAAAUGUGAAGAGUGAUUUCAGUUGGGGAGGAUGUGGUGAUAAUGUCGAAUAUGGUUAUAAAUUCUCACGGUGAGUUGAAAAAAAAGUUGAUUCAGACUCGAAAUAUUUUUUCUGACAUAAAACUGAAAGCAAUUUUUUUGCAGUGAUUUCAUCGAUAUCCGUGAAAAAGAGCACGAUCCUAAACGUAACAGUGGCAAUGGACGAAGUCUGAUGAACCGACGAAAUAAUGAAGCCGGCCGAAAAAUUCUGAAGAGACAACGGAGGCCAAAAUGCAAAUGUCAUGGUGUUUCAGGAGCAUGUAAUAUGAAAACAUGUUGGAUGCAAUUACCAUCAAUGGAUGAAGUUGGAAAAAUAUUGAGGAAUAAGUAUGAGAAAGCUAUUCGAGUACAGGUUAGUAGUAUAUCUCGGCAUAUCCAGGUGUUAAUUAUACAUUUUUUAAUUACAGAUAAAUGAUCGAGGAAAUCUUCAAUUAAUGAUGGAUGAAACAGCAGGAAAAGAGCGAAAAACUCGUGCUCUUCCAACAGAUCUCGUUUUCAUGGAUGAUUCUCCAGAUUAUUGUCGAUAUGAUCGAAGUGCAGGAACUUUGGGCACCGAAGGUCGAAUUUGCCAACGUGGCGCUUCCGGUGCCGCAGGUUGCGAUAGUUUGUGUUGCGGUCGUGGAUAUAAUACGUAUACGCAAGAAGUACAACAAAAAUGCAAUUGCAAAUUUGAAUGGUGUUGUAAGGUAGUAUGCGAAAUGUGUAAAAAUGUGACGCAAGUCGAUAUUUGUAAGUAG
Messenger RNA from Caenorhabditis angaria, 1444 nucleotides. The record is from the annotation of a GenBank genome assembly. Lineage: Eukaryota; Metazoa; Nematoda; Chromadorea; Rhabditida; Rhabditidae.